Messenger RNA from Chionomys nivalis (European snow vole), 444 nucleotides. RefSeq names its product chromosome 13 C6orf52 homolog (gene C13H6orf52). Bases 1 to 444 code for a protein of 147 amino acids. The transcript has 3 exons. The record is from RefSeq and is a predicted model, not a curated record. NCBI's taxonomy places the organism in Eukaryota, Metazoa, Chordata, Mammalia, Rodentia, Cricetidae.
AUGAAGAAUGGACAGAGUCAUCCUUACUUGAAACUUCUGGAAAAGAGUGAGUGUGUGGUGCUGCCACUAUUGGUGAUGACUGUCCCUACUUGUCCUCUUCUGUCUGUUAUCAGGGAGCAGCUGAGGUCCCAUUACAGCCUCGGCUACCACGGUGACAACAGUAAUGAACAGCCACACAGCUUUUACCAUCUUUCCUACUAUGGCAGUGAUUCCACAUGGCAAGGAAACGGGCCCAGCCCUCUGCCUGUGUAUGAGAAUCCGGAACCCCUAGCUGGCUCCAGAGACCCAGACCUUCAUUUGAAUAUUGAAGAAUCAAACAAGGAAUUUAUGGCAGAAAGCAAAGAACUGUAUGACUCCCUCAUGAGCUGUCACUGUCUAACAUCCCCAGUGAGCCCCACCCCCACCCCCAAUGUGAAACAAGUGUUCACCGUGCCGUCCAGCUGA